Mangifera indica (mango) is the source of this 2576-nucleotide messenger RNA. RefSeq names its product PX domain-containing protein EREL1-like. NCBI's taxonomy places the organism in Eukaryota, Viridiplantae, Streptophyta, Magnoliopsida, Sapindales, Anacardiaceae. Gene Ontology annotation, biological process: protein transport. The record is from RefSeq and is a predicted model, not a curated record. The transcript has 12 exons. Bases 210 to 2321 code for a protein of 703 amino acids. Gene Ontology annotation, molecular function: phosphatidylinositol binding.
UCCAUGAAUACAAAAAUCCAGCAUUGCCCUCGUCCUUCUCUUGCCGUGAGGCUCAAUGCAAUUGUUGAAGAAGACAGUUUGAAGAGAAACACCAAAGGUACAAAACCGAAGCAGUCGGUGAUGACGCGUCUCGCACGUUGCUCCAUCUCGACGCGUUUGUUUAACGGCACCGUCCUUUAGCACUGACUAAAGUGACGGUGACGUUGAAGAUGCAUAGGCGACGGAGUCCACCAAAGCACAGACACGAUGGCACUUCGCAGCUGCCUUUGGGGAUGGAUUGGAGCCCUCCGCCUCGAAAUUGGCAUGGCCAAGACACUGUUUGGCCACAUGAUCAUUGCACUGGAUGGAGUUACUGUAUCACAAUACCUUCGUGGGUUGUCUUACCAAAAUCAAGAGAUUCAGCUCCUGUAGUGUUUUACAGAGUUCAGGUUGGUUUACAAUCACCAGAUGGCAUCACAAGCACACAAGCAGUUUUAAGAAGAUUUAAUCAUUUUCUGAAGUUGUUUAAUGAUCUUAGAAAGGCAUUUCCCGAGAAAAAUCUCCCCCCAGCUCCACCUAAGGCACUGCUGCGUAUGAAAAGCAGGUCACUUUUGGAAGAGAGAAGGUGCUCUUUGGAGGAGUGGAUGACGAAGCUGCUGUCAGACAUUGAUUUAUCACGAAGUGUUUCUGUGGCCUCCUUUCUUGAACUAGAAGCCGCUGCUAGGUCCUCGUUUCAAGAUGUAAACCACAACUCAUCAGAAGCCAAUCCUUCUGGUUAUAGCACUGUACCUUCGCUUCAGAUGCCUACCCAUUCAAGUUCAACUCUUACUGCUAGCUCGUCAGUCACUUCAGAUUAUGGUAGUGAUACUGCUUAUGACACAUCUGAGGUUGGAACUCCAAGGCCAGGAAGGGAUGAUGGUUCAGAAAAUGGUGUUGAGGAUCUAACAUUGGAUGAAGAUUUUAUCAGUCCCAUUGAAAAGCUUGUGAAGUAUGGUGUUUAUAACAUUGACGAGGGAUUGUUCAUGGGACAGACUAUUCUACAGCACCUUGAAGGUUUUUCUAGGCAUAAAGCACAUGCUCGACAACCUUUCAAUAAUGUCAUAGGGAAGAAUACACAUAAUGGGAAUGCUUCUAAAGCUUCAUUUCUUGAUGGUAAUGAACUGGACCUUUACUCUGAACCAGAGCCUGCUAAGUUAAUUGGUCACACACGAAAGCAAUCAGCUGAAAGUGUUAGAAGUGACACAAGUUCUUUAAGAGGUAGUGAAAUGUCAAACUCUGGUGCUCCGAAUUCAUCUGUUGAUGGAUCUCUUGACCAUCAUGGAUGUGCUGAGGUUUCAAGCACAAUGGAAUUUGGCAAAACAAAUCUGCAGUUUUCAGGGGAUAGACAACUAGUUAUUCCGUUAAAUCAGCACCAUAAAUUGAAUAGGGCUCUUUCGACAAUGGAGCGGAGACUAGUAGCUGCUAAAACAGAUAUGGAGGAUCUUAUAGUCAGAUUAAAUCAAGAAAUAGCCGUAAAAGAAUACCUUAUGACAAAGGUUAAGGAUUUGGAAGUGGAACUUGAAACUUCUAAACAGAAAAGUAAAGAAAACCUGCAGCAAGCUAUUCUAAGUGAGAAGGAAAGGUUUACACAAAUGCAGUGGGACAUGGAGGAGCUUCAGCAGAAAGCUUUGGAGAUGGAGUGGAAGUUGAAGUCAGGACAGGAUAAAAAAUCAGAUACAGAGACAACAAAAGAAUCCACGAGCCAGGAGAAAGAUGCAGUGUUGCAGGAGUUGGAUUCUACUAAACAGCAACUUGAGAUUUUGUCAAAGCAAUACGUAGAGCUGGAAGCAAAGUCAAAAGCAGAUAUUAAAGUUCUUGUUAAAGAGGUUAAAUCUCUCAGAAGUUCGCAUAAAGAACUAAAGCAAGAGUUUAGUCAGUUGCUGAAUGACAAAUCUGAGACUAAGGAACACCUUCAACAGGAAAGAGAAAUGAGUGACAGAGUGAAAACUGCUAGAAAAAAGCUGCUACAAAGAUGCAGGAUUCUUCAUAGCCGGUUUCAGGAAUGCAAUACUAAUCUACUUAGUGAAAUUAAAGAUAAUUUUAUCUUAGAAUCUUCUUUGCUAGCAGAUGCUUUAGAGUUGUUGACUACAUCUGAUGACCAGAUUGCCCUCUUACAUGCAGAGGCACAACAAUUAGCAGAGGAUGAAGAAGUUGCUGAUCACGAUGCCAAUGAUGAUAAAGAAACAGAAGAGUUGAGGAAGAUGAUAAAAGAUAUAUUGACUGAGAAUGCUAAGCUGAGAAAACAGGUGAAUUCGGUUAUUCGUUGUGCCCUCAUGUCUAGAAUCAAUGGUGAGGCUGCCUAACGAUAGAAAACAUUUCACUUAACAAAUCACCAAGUGAAUGAGGUUGAAGUUGAAUAUAUUUUAUUUCAUAGAUUUUGUGUAUAAUGAUACAGCCCAUAACCCUCAGAAUAGAAACACGGGUGACAAUCGUUUGCUGUUUCAUGAAUACCAGUAUUGUCGCCCGAAUUUUGUGAUUCCAUUUGUUGUAUUCAUGCGGGGAGACCUGAAUACUUAGUAUAAGAUGACAGGAAAUGAAUGGUAUACGGUUGUUUCGUA